Messenger RNA from Frieseomelitta varia, 844 nucleotides. It is a transcript of the gene ATPsynO, whose product is annotated as ATP synthase subunit O, mitochondrial. Gene Ontology annotation, molecular function: proton-transporting ATP synthase activity, rotational mechanism. Bases 111 to 740 code for a protein of 209 amino acids. NCBI's taxonomy places the organism in Eukaryota, Metazoa, Arthropoda, Insecta, Hymenoptera, Apidae. Gene Ontology annotation, biological process: proton motive force-driven mitochondrial ATP synthesis. The transcript has 4 exons. The record is from RefSeq and is a predicted model, not a curated record.
GAAAAUGUAUUCACUUACACAUCUGUGUGAAACAGUUCACGUUAUAUAAUGGUGGAUUUGUAGAACUGCACUUGUAGUUCUUGUAUUUGGAUACCUGUUAUUUGAAAUAUAUGACAAUGUCCUUUAGCAGAGUAAUUGUGCGGUCACUUUCUACCAGUUCUGUUACUCAACAAUUGAUCAAGCCUCCAAUCCAAGUAUACGGAAUAGAAGGACGAUAUGCCACUGCACUUUAUUCUGCAGCUACAAAACAAAAAACAUUAAAUAAUGUUGAAAAAGAUCUGCUUAAACUUCAAGAUCUUCUGAAGAAGGAUAAACAAUUAGGAGAAUUUGUGCAGAAUCCAUCAAUAAAACGAAAAGAUAAAGUAGAAGCACUUAAGGCAAUUGGUAAAAAAGUUAGUCUCAGUAGUGAAACUGUAAAUAUAUUGGGUCUACUGGCAGAAAAUGGCCGACUUUCACUUCUAAACAGUGUGAUUAAUACAUUUAAAUUAUUUAUGGCUGCUAAUAGAGGUGAGGUUCCUUGUGAAGUAAUAACUGCAAAACCACUUGAUAAUGAAAUAACAUCUAAGCUCCAAGCAGCUCUAAAGGGAUUUUUAAAUAAAGGUGAAUCUAUUUUGCUUACAUCAAAAACUGAUCCUUCUAUUAUUGGAGGUAUGAUUAUAUCAAUAGGUGAUAAAUAUAUAGACAUGAGUGUUGCCAGUAAAGUAAAAAAAUACUCUGAUAUUAUUGCCGACACAGUGUGAUCACUUUUUCUAAUAUUCAGUGAUAUGAGUACUCACAUAGAACAAUUUAUUGUAUAUAUCAUUAAACAAUAAAAUAUUCAGAAUCUACUUAUUCCUAUUAAAAA